Molecule: messenger RNA, 310 nt
Organism: Cucurbitaria berberidis CBS 394.84
Lineage: Eukaryota; Fungi; Ascomycota; Dothideomycetes; Pleosporales; Cucurbitariaceae
Exons: 1
Coding region: 34-219 (61 amino acids)
Source: RefSeq, a predicted model, not a curated record
UGUACAUGCCGCCAACCUGAUAACGGCCGCCUGAUGGUCUUAUGUGAGAAUGAGGACUGCCCGGUCCAGUGGUACCACGGUGAUUGUGUGGGUAUCCAUGAUGAAUUGAGUGAGGAAGAAGAGUGGUAUUGUCCGCAGUGCGUGCCCGCACAGGAGCCUGGAGAGAAGGCAGGAGCAAAGACAAUAGGUAAGGGUCAGAAAAAACGUUGGGCGAACUGAAAGGGCGAGCGCAUGAACCCAGCAAGCGUGAUUAAAGAGAGAAGCGGGCAUUUCGCGCGAAUAGAUAGCUUCAGAGACAUAGCCCCAAAUG